Messenger RNA from Pelobates cultripes (western spadefoot toad), 17446 nucleotides. The record is from the annotation of a GenBank genome assembly. Lineage: Eukaryota; Metazoa; Chordata; Amphibia; Anura; Pelobatidae.
AUGGCAGCGGGAGAGCUCCAUCCGGGUGAAGGCUGUCUAAAGACCCUCAGUGUGCAGACAUGGAAGGGGAUCAUGCCAUGCUAUUUCCUGGGAAUUGGGGGUACUAUCACAAGGCACAGAAUGUCACCACCAGGGGAUCCAGCACCUUCACAUCCGCAGGCAAUUCAGCCUGAUGCAGAUCAUUCCAUUGUGAGACUUUGCUUGACCUGAGCAAUGGGCCUGGGACUCUCGCUGGCAUGGUGUCGCCUGUCAGUACCUCUCACACUGAUACCUGUGCAUCAUAGGUAUUAGUGUGAGAGGUACUUAUAGGCGACACCAUGCCAGCGAGCGUUUUGCUGCUUUGUUUGCUUGUCAUGCUUUUUACUUAGUUGCUGACUCCAUGCCUCUCUAAAAGCUUAUGCACUCUCUGUGCGGGGCAGUCACUCUAUGAAUACUCUUGAGCUUCCUGUGGGUUUCUCUCUUUGUUUUGCUACCAGCACCCGUCUUACAGUUCUCAACUGUUCAUUAGCACGUCCUCACCAUAUGUUUUAAACUGCCAUCUGAUAUAUGGCUACACCUCAGGCAACAUUCUCCGUGUAGAUUCACUCAUAUGCAAAAGAGAAAACAAACAGAGAACCAAAUAGUGCAAUAUGUCCAGUCGUAAUAAAGCAAAUAAAUAUAAAAAGCUGGUCUAAAACUCACAUGUACCAUUUUAUAUAUUUUCAAUACUAUUAUUUUAUCCAGUGAGCACUAUUGGUUGUCUUAUUUCAGUGUUGAACAUACCCUUGACGAAGGAAGUUUAGCCCAUAUCCCAUAAGUGGGGAUUGUACCGCUGUAGGCCUUUCACACUAGAGCUCUUGUACAUGUGAGUUUUAGACCAGCUUUUUAUAUUUAUUUGCUUUAUUACAACUGGACAUAUUGCACUAUUUGGUUCUCUAUUUGUUUUAUCUUUUGCAUAUGAGUGAAUCUACACGGACAAGGACAGCGAGGACAUUGUUCCUGACCAAGCACCUUAUAGACUCUGUGAUCUCAAUAAGAGCAUUCUAGUUAAGACUCUUUUAUUUUGGACUAUCUUUUAUUUUAAUUCUUGUAUGAUAUUAGGUCUCUCUGGCGCAGCCCUUAUCUCCUCUUUUUCUCUCUUGUUGUAUUCUAAGGGUUUUGAGGGACUCCCUUAUAGGGUUGCUGCCCUAUUUGUUAAUUAGCGCUUACUCUUUUCUCUUGUUUAAUUCUCACUGUGCCUGUAUUACCUCUUGAAAUAUAUGCUGACAUAUCUACUAUCGUUUUUAUUUUUCAUUAAAAAAGUGACUGUUAAAUUUGUACGAUUACCCUCAUCUCGCUUGUGUUAAUCUACUUAACUAACGUGAUAUACUCCUUUCUGCAUGUACUUGUUUCGCCCACUCAAUAAAAAAAUUUGAUUGACAAACAAAAAGUGGUAUGGUGCAAAGUUCUAGAAGGCGGGCUGUCAUCAUCAAAACCAAUGGAAUUAGCGGAAACAUUCUGUUGGCUUUUACUCUUUGUCAAUUUUGAGUUUUGGAAAUUUCCCACCCUGUUCCUCCUUAGUCGAUAUCUCUUUUAUACAUAGUGACUGUAAUGGUGUAUUAAAUCUAAUAAGCAAUGCUUUGCUUUAAUAGCUCCUUCACAUAAUGUGGACCUUUGGAGACUGAUCUUUUCAUCACCUGGGAAUCGGUCAGUGCAGCUGAAAUGGAAGGUACAUGUUUAUUUUAUUUUUUUUUAACACAUUCUCUUUGUAAGACAUAACAUCCUCAUCAGAAGUAAGGCCUUCAUUAUUAUUAUUUUUUUCUGUCUUUAUUUUAAUUUUCAAAUAGUCAAUGACAAUUAAAGAAAGCCUGGGAGUGUUGGUAACUCCCAGAAUAAAGUAGUAGGAGUAUAUACAGUGAGUCAAAUAGUUAAUCAUAUCCUACUGACACUAAUCAGAAGAAAUGUUUACCUCAAUGGAUGUUGUCACCUGAGGACUGUCAGAAGAAAGUUAGUGAGACAAAAGUCAGUCAAGUGUCCUACUCCUUAAGCUACAUAGGUCACCUAACUUGAAAGUAAAGCACAUUUUUAAUACAUAAUGUUCAAAAAAAUACGUUUUCCCAGCCUUAUACAUUUUUUUAUAAAAUGUUUUUGUUUAACAUUUAGAAUUUGUGCUUAUUUCUUGUAAACACUUUGUAAGUUCUAUUAAAGCUCCAUUGUACAAUUUUGCUGAAGGACAUGUAUAGCUGCCUUUACAUAGAAUCAGCUGACUGAUCUAUAAACCUUUGUUUAGGAAAGGCGCACAGUAAAACCAUCCGGAAUAACCUUAGGCUACAGAAUAAAGUGGUUCCCUACAGACUGGACGUUCCUCCAAAGAACAGAAACCACAAUUCUAAAUGAAAUGACCAUCCAUCUUUCUGGUGAAGCAUACAUGGUCUCCGUUGUGUCGUACAAUUCGGCUGGGGCCUCGCCUGAGGCGGUUCUACGAAUUCCAGCUGUUGCUGAACAAAGUAAGUCAUGGCUUGGAGGAAAAAUGACUUUUGAUUAUGUUAUUAUUAACAUAGCGCCAACAAAUUCCGCAACGUCUUACAAUGGGUGGACCAACAAACAUGUAGUUGUAACCAGACAAGUUGGACACACAGGAACAGAGAAGUUGAGGGCCCUGCUCAAUGAGCUUACAUGCCAGAGGGAGUGGGGUAAAGUGACACAAAAUGUAAGGGUAGUAGCUUAUUAACAAUGGGGCAGUUGGGGUAGUUAUCCUUUGGCCCAAUGAUGUGAAAAUUAAUACAAUAAAAAACAGAAAUACAUUUAUAUUAAUAGUGUUAGCUCACUAGUUUAGUAUGUAAAUAUAUUGCCACGAGUGCAUGCUUUAACAGGUGUGUUGUCGCCAUCUAUUAUACUAGCCAGACACAUAUAUUAUUGUUUUUUUUGCACAGACAUUGGAACUCAUUGUGUAGCUAAAGUUCAAUAAUUAGAUGUAACAUUUUAAACAAGCAACUUCCUGCAUUACCGUUAAUAUGAUAAUAUAUCUAAUCUGGUGCUUGGUCAACCACAAUCCAUUAAAUAUAAACUCACCUGGCAACCAUGUUUUACGGUUUAUAGAAUGCACUUUCCCUUUUCCAUCUGCGUAAUUAUACCCCAUUACUUUUCAGUCUGUACGCUAGUUUGAGUCUGUACACUUUGUUUCCUUUUUUUUUCCCGUAGCUCCAACUUGUUGACACUACUUGUUUGUUUGUCACCUGUGGCACAGCUCAGCAGAUCUGCUUGUGCUUUAUAAAUAACCACUGAUAAAAGCACUGUCGUAAAUUGCUCUAACACCCAUAAGUGCCACUUUCUGCUGUGUCUUAAAAUAUUUAGAAAUCAAACACGUUGGUUACUAAGUUAUGAAUUGCCAUUUAUUUACACUUGUUAUAGUUUUAAUGGUUAAAGAAUCCAGUCUGUAAAGCAUGAAGAAUUCCGUGGAAUAUUUGUGGAGAUCAGUUUGAUAUUUAAAGAAUGAAUCAACUCAAAACUCACAUAUGCAACAUUCAGCAUUGUAAUAAAAACUAUAAUAAAGGGAGCUAUGUUUAAAAAAAAAAAAAAGUUGUGUGCUAAAAAAAUGGUAUAAAUGACUACAACUGGGACAGUCACUAUGGAAACCACCACUUUUAAAAACAGACUUUUUAUACAUAACCCCUAAAGUCCCAAGGUCAACACUAACUAUUAAGAUUAAUGAGAGAAAUACGUAUUACUCCCUACAUACAUAUUGAGCAUUUGUGGCAUACUAAAUGGUUUCCAAUUGCAUACACCUGUAAAAUCUUUAUUUUAUUCUCGAUCCUAAUUAAGUAUCCCUCUCAUGCUUAGCUGAUAUUUACAAAGGCAUCGGAUGUAGAGUUUGACCCAAAACAGAAAAUAUUGUGGAUGCAUCCAUUCAGUGACAAGCUGUGUUAAUCAUAAAGGAGUAUAAAAUACUUUUCCGCUGGUAUCAUACUGCUCUGUGAUUAUUGAGCAAUAACAAAAUACCAAAAAAUAACUGCUGGAAACUCUUUGGGUAUAACAUUGGCUUUGCAGAUUGGAAGGUCCCAAACAAAAGCUGUUAUGGAAACAUCUAUCUAAUCUAAUCUCUGUUUAUAAAAAAAAAAAAAGGAAAAACAUUGAAUCCAUAAUUAUCACUGUUAUUGUCAAAAUCAUCAGAAAUAAUGACCAGAGCAGAAAAUAAACUGACUGCAAAACAGACACUCUCCGGCAUUAGAGCUGUAUAACAGAAUUAAGAAACUCCAGUCAUCUUCCAACUAUGACCACGUUCAUAUGUAAAUCAAGAGAACCCAAGGAAACAGGCAGAAGAUUAUUUAUUUUUUUGGAAAAUUUCCAUCUUUUUUUCUCUUCUCUGUUUUUCCUACGUUCACUCCUUUCUUUCCAAUCUUUCCCUCACCUUACGGUUUGGUUGUUCUUAUGCUGUUAUCUUUCUCUUGUAGUUAUAGUUAUUUACUUCAUUUAUACUAUCCUUGAUCCUUUAUGGAUAUCAUAGCUUAAUCCACAGAGGCUACCACUUCAUCUAUAGCUAUCGUUCAUCACAAGCUCCUAUAAUAAUUUUCAGACUGCCUAGGCCACACUUUUCCCUUUUGGUCCACGUCAUGUGUCCGCUUACCUAAUCUAUAAAAUCCACUGGUGUUCAAAUAAAGGUUAAUUGAAAACAACCAAAACUAGACUAAAAUAUUGGAAAAGAAGAUGAAUUUGUGAAUUCUCCAAAAGCUAUUUGUUUUUGUUUUUUAAUUUUGCUUUUUCAAUUUACCUCAAUUCAUUGUUUAAUAAAGAAAACUACAAAAGCUACUGUGAGCUAUAACUAGGAAAUUUCAAUUUCCAAAAUAGCCAGAAUUUGUGACUGUAGUAUUUGUGACUGAAAAUGUUAAAUUUGAUGGUUUAGUCUCCACAGUUACGUUUCCUGUUAAACAUGUGAUACACAUUAAAUCUGUAUUUUUGCCUUUUAGCUCGCAGUCUCGUGAACUAUAUUCAGAUAGUAAAGUGGGGUGAAAACCUGACGGUAAAGUGGAAUGUCACAGAAGACAGAAUUGAUAGAUUUCUAGUGGAGUGGUGUAUAGCCUACGAAACAAAGGUUUGUGACAUACAUUGGGAAUACCUUGAAAACGCCACAGGAUGGACAACGCAAACAGGUACUACGUUUCUGCUUUGAGAAACUCUUUUAAGUAUAUUUAAAUUGAAGAUCUUCGGGACCUAUAGCAUUCCACAUUAAUAAGUAAAUCAAAAACUCUAGCAGAAUUUCUAUUCAUUAAGGACGAAGUUAACACUCACAGGGUUGUCAACUCAAGUGUGACUUAUCAGGAAUUAAAAUUCUAUAACAAAAUAGCCAGAUCAGCUGUGUUAUUGAGUGAUUUUUGAAUUUAAAAUUAAUUUUGAAUUCCCCAUAAUUCAAUCUAGCAGAAGAAUUACAUAAACAAGACAUUAAAGGGACACUAUAGUCACCAAAACAACUUUAGCUUAAUGAAGCAGUGUUGGUGUAUAGAACAUGCCCCUGCAGCCUCACUGCUCAAUUAUCUGCCAUUUAAGAGUUAAAUCACUUUGUUUAUGAACCCUAGUCACACCUCUCUGCAUGUGACUUGCACUGCCUUCCUAAACACAUCCUGUAAAGAAUCAUCUACAAUUUAUCCUUCCUUUAUUGUAAGUUCUGUUUAAGUUAGAUUUUCUUACCCCCUGCUAUGUUAAUAGCUUGCUAGACCCUGCAGGAGCCUCCUGUAUAUUUACAGAGCAGGAGAUGAAAUUGUUUAAGGUAAAUUACAUCUGAUUGAAAGUGAAAACAGUUGUUUUUUUUUCAUGCAGGCUCUGUCAAUCAUAGCCAGGGGAGGUGUGGCAAGGGCUGCAUAAAUAGAAACAAAGUGACUUAACUCCUAAAUGGCAGUGAAUUGAGCAGUAAAACCGGAGAGGCAUGAGCUAUAGACUAAAACUGCUUCAUUAAGCUACAGUUGUUUAUAGUGUUCCUUUAAAGAUAAUCACUACCAUUCAAUUGCAUUCACACACUCCGAAGAAUAUUCCAUUGAGUAUAUCACUUUGUUUUGCACCCUCUUAGGGAUUUCUUAGUUUAGUAUUCCUAUACAUAAUAUCAUGACAAAAAAUAAAUUAGGAGUAUUAGAAAAGUUGAUUAAUUCAUAUACCAUUAAGCAUAUAGUGACCCAAGUUGUCAUAGUGACGAUCUAAUGUCCACAAUAGAUGUGUUGAUUGAAAAAGAGCCCUACUUUAACUGUGGGAGUCAUGUAGUAAACAGAGAAAGAAAAAGGGUGAGGGAGUUUAUCAACCAAAAAAGUUGUACAGAUGUCUCUCCCCAGAAAAGGACAUAAAGAUGUUUUUUAAAAAAAAUGUUUUAAAGUUGUUUGAGGUAGAUAUAGCUGUAGUGAAAGAAAAGAUUUAUUACAUUACAAAACAGGUUUAUAAGGACACAUUUGAGAUUUGCCAAUAUGGUCUAAUGUAUUUGGCAUCCAUUUUUUUAGUUUUCCUUUUAUUCAGCUCCUGUGGUCCUUUUUGCUGUUAUGAAAUGGAUUAUGAUUCAGUGGAUUUAUGUACGGUUUCCAUGUUGCAAUGUUUGUUUCACAACACAAGUGCUAUAUGUGCAAGUGCAAUAUUAUUCAUGGCCUAUAUUUGCUGUAUUGAGGUUGUUAAAACACAAGUAAAAAAAUUAAGACAGGAUGAUUAAGAUUCUUUUUUUUUUUUUCACAAGUGGUAUCAUUUUUAUCAGUUAUAUUGUCAACAUAAUUAACAUUUUACAUUGAUUAAGCAAUGAUUUGAAAUUUGCAGAAAAGCCCAUUUCUCCCCCAAUUAUCUUCUACAGCAACAUCAAGAAGGAGUAUUUCUAUUAAUGUAGUUUACUUCUGAAGAUAUUAGCAAUAAUGUGUUUGGGUGGCAACUGUGAUGUAUGAUUGAUUUGAUGUCCUGGUUAUUAUCCAUGGCACCAUAUACUAAUAUACUUUACUAAUUGGUUAGCUCCUUUCAUUAUAGCCAACGGGUCAGGGAAAUACAGGCUUCAGGAUUUUAGCCACAUUGAGUAGAAAGUUAAAGAUUUAAAAAAAAAAGAAAAAAAAAGAAAAGUAUAAUAGGAAAGAGGGGUCAAAGUAUGAUUGUGGCUGCACUGGGACCAGACCGCUCAGGUGACCCAUUGGGUGGUCCAUGCACUUAGGGCCAACCGAUAGUGUUUUCAUGUGCCCGGUCAUGAGCUGCCCCUGUGAUAUAUUGGCGGUGCUGGGAGGAAGUGACAGACAAUCACUUCCUCCUAGAUAACCCAGAACCGGAAGGGAGCACAGACUGGUAGAACAUCUGACUUCCAACAGCCUCAGUCAGCAGACUGGACCACAGGGAAGCCACACUCCUGCACCCAAAAGAUAGGAAAUAGGAGGGUGGCUUAAAAUGUGUAUAUUUUGCAUGUGUGUGUAUCUUCAUCUGUGUAUAUAUCUGUGUGUCUGUAUCGAUCUUGACACUUCCAAAUGAUUUCAGAGAUCACUAUAGGAGUCCUACCUCUUCUAGCUGAACUCUUCCAAUGUAGUUUCCCGGUGCAUUCCUCUCUGGGAUGUGUGGCCACCAUCCUCCUUUUUAAAUCCUACUUUAAAUCUUGUUACAUCAUAUAUUUUUUUUCCCUCCCCAACACUCUCUUAACUCCCAUACCUCUACCCUCCUCAAAUUAUAUGUCUCUCUCUUGCACAAUUUUCCACUUUCCCUUUUUUGUUACAGCUAAGGUAGCCAAAAAUUACACCUCACGGUUAGCAAACCAUCUUGGCAGGCUUUACAUACAUUAUAGAAUGUAAUAUUUAUAGGUUUAUUUACCUCAUAGCAAUGUAAUAUUUAUAGGUCUAUAUACAUUAUAGGCUGUAACAUAAUGACAGAUUUCCAUUUUCUGUUGUUUUGACUUUUUCCCCCAGGAAUGUUUGAACCGUAUAAAUGUUAUAAAAUAUCAAUUUAUCCAUUACUGGGAGACAGAGUGGAAGCUUCAUCUUCUUUAUAUUUCUAUUUCAAAGAAGGAGGUAAGAUAUUUAACUUUCUAAUCUUGUAUUCUUACCUUUUAGACUUUGUAAGUACUUUUAAGAUAACCCGCUCUGUGGGCAGGACGGUGGCAGACACUGUGUCUUUGUUUUGUUCAAUGUAUAUCGUCUUUUCAUAUUUCAUCAUUCUAUAUUCUUUCUUUAAUAAUUUCAGCACCUCAGCAUGGCCCCAUUGUAAUUCCACAGAGUCCUUCUAAAACAGAAGUUACAUUGAAAUGGGCGAACAUCCCCGUAGACGAUAGGAAUGGAUUUAUAAGAAACUUUACUAUAGUUUAUCAACCUUUGAAUGGAAUGGAAUCUGGUAAGCUACAUUUUCACAGUUGAUAGCACCAACAUCUUGAGCACAAUUUUUAAAAGGGAAGAAGGCCCUGCCUUUAUAUAUCUGCCAUCUUAAAUCCUCAUAGAUUGUAAGCUCAUAUUGUUAGGUGUCUUCCCAGAUGCACUUCCCCUCAGUGAAACAUAGCAGUUUCUCUGAAACAGCUAUGUUUUUAGCUGCAGGGUUAACACUAGAUGGACCUGCCACCCAGACCACUUAAUUGAGCUGAACUGGCCUGGGUGCAUAUAGUGGUCCUUUAACCCCUUAAGGACCAAACUGAAAUGUCACAUGUCAUGUGUCCUUAAGGGGUUAAAGGGACACUAUAGGCACCCAGACCACUUCAGCUAAUGGUUUACAUUGCAGCUCUAAGUCUGCCCCCAGUGGCUGUCUACCUCAAACUUUUUAAACAGGGGGCCAGUUCACGGUCCCUCAGACACUGUUGGGGGCCGGACAAUAAACAAUAUGAACGAAUUCCUAUGCACACUGCACACACACGCAUAAGGACAUAAAUACACAUACACACACAGACAGACACAAACAUAUACAUACUGAUAGACACACACACACAUACAUACACACACAGUCUGCCUGUGUGUGUAUGACUGUGUGUGUGUUUGUGUGUGUAUGACUGUCUGUGUGUAUGACUGUCUGCCUGUGUGUCUGUGUGUAUGACUGCAUGCCUGUGUGUGUGUAUGACAGUCAUACACACACACAGGCAGACAGUCUGCCUGUGUGUGUAUGACUGUGUGUUUGUGUGUGUGUAUGACUGUCUGCCUGUGUGUCUGUGUGUAUGACUGCAUGCCUGUGUGUGUAUGACUGCCUGCCUGUGUGUGUGUAUGACUGUCUGCCUCUGUGUGUGUAUGACUGUCUGCCUCUGUGUGUGUGUGUGUAUGUAUGACUGUGUGUAUGACAGUCAUACACACGACACACACAGGCAGACAGUCAUACACACAGACACACACACACACACAGGCAGACAGUGUGUGUAUGACUGUCUGUAUGUAUGACUGUCUGCCUGUGUGUGUAUGACUGUCUGCCUGUGUUUAUGUUUGUGUGUAUGACAGUCAUACACACAGACACACACAGGCAGACAGUCUGCCUGUGUGUGUGUAUGACUGUCUGUAUGUAUGACUGUUUGCCUGUGUGUGUAUAUGACUGUCUGCCUGUGUGUGUAUAUGACUGCCUGUGUGUCUGUGUGUAUAUAUAUUACUGUCUGCCUGUGAGUAUGACUGUCUGCAUGACUGUCUGCCUCUGUGUAUGACUGCCUGUGUGUAUGACUGUCUGCCUGUGUCUGUGUGUAUGACUGUCUGCCUGUGUCAGUAUGUCUGCCUGUGUGUAAGACUGCCUGCGUGUGUGUGUGUGUAUGACUGACUGCCUGCCUCUGUGUGUGUGUGUGUGUAUGGCCGUCUGACCAAUACACUCAUAUCACACACUGUUAAUACACCCAUUACAAAUACCACACACAGCCAACACAUAGCAUAUAUAUCACACACAGUCAUCACACCUACUAUCACAUACACAGGCAACACAAACAUUACAUCAUACAUGGAUGACGGGGGGGGGGGGGAAUGUGAAGAUUUUUCGCACAGGGCGCCUAAAGCUGGCCCGGCUGGAGGGUAUGUGGUAACAGAGACUAACAUCUAACCUGACCUCCAUACUAACAUAAACAAUAAUAUACGUCAGAUAUAUGCCACAUCACUUAUAUAUGUUCCUUUCCUAGCUGUGACCGUGGACUGCAAUAUUCAUGAAUAUACUCUUCGGUCUUUGGAGCCAGGCACUCAGUAUUCCGCAUAUGUUGUAGCAAGCACCCAGAUUGGAAGCACUAGUGGAAAUCUUGUUCACUUUAGCACACUGAAAUACAGUAAGUUCCACAAGACCUUGAACCAUGAAAUCACUAUGCAUUCGUUAACAAUAAUUCUUUACACAGAUGUGUAUUCUUAGAUAAAGCUGCACUGUCACGCUGAACUUACCUUUCUUCUAUUGUUUCCUCUCUCAUAAUCUGUUCUUCUUUUCUUCCUAUCUGAUCUAGUUUUCUUUAAAACAUAAAUCAAAGUAGGGAAUACUUUGUCUUAUGUAUUUUUCCUAUGCUUUACCUUCUUUUACCAAAGGAUCAGCUCCAUUUCCUGUGUUCAAAUAAAUUUUCCCACAAAAGAAGGAGACGGCAUACAAACUACUCACUCAUUGGUACCGCACACCUGAAACAACACACCACCUAAACACAGACGAGUCGCACCUCUGCUGGAGAUGCGACUGGGAGAUUGGCACACCCCUACACAUUUGGUGGAAGUGCGAACACAUACGACGUUACUGGCGAAGCAUACAUGACAUACUAUCUCGGUUCUCUGACGAUCCACUGCCACUAGACCCAGCGGCUAUGCUGCUACAUCACAACAAGGUCCCCACAUCUAAAUAUAAAAAAAUCCUUCACAAUUCUGUUCCUUAACAUAGCUAAACAGAUAAUUCCUCAAUAUUGGAAGAAACCUGAGACACCUUCACUGCACAAGUGGUUUACUUAGAUGGAGGAGCUACGAGCGUCGAGGAACUCACUAUGACUGUGGCUGGCCCGCAGCAACAGACAUACAUGGCAAUCUGGGCACAUUGGAUACUGACGACAGCAAAACCAGACUAACUGAUGAUAAUACACGGCCACCCAACAUAAAGAAGCACAUUGCAGACGGACACACAGACCGGUAUCUCAACUCCCUCCUCCCCACCCCCCUCCCGGCCUUCUUCCGAUUCCGUGCCCCUUCCCUCCCUUCCUUCCAUCUGUCCCUGCCACAUACUGACCCCCCUCUUCUUUUCACUUUAUUUUCUACCAACAAGAAAAGCGGACUUCUAAACAAAGGAGGAGCGGUCCACCAUAAUGAUAGAGCUAACACCUAAACACGCUUACCCAGCCCAACAGCUAUGGGAUGAUUAACAGAGACACAUCACAGAGACAUGCAAUCCAGGUGAUGCAUAAAGGCAGACAUAUCACUAGGCAUAGGACACCUGGAUUACAGGUUGUACACCGCGCACACACACACACGGAAGAACUAUGACACUUUAUCACAAGAAAGCGUGAGCUUACAGUGCUCUGAAACAUAGCAAUCACAGGCCGGAGCGCCCACACCACUGACACUGGCACAAGCACAACGCAUAUGAGCUACUAAUUUAUGCUGAAAGGGACCUGCGAGUCCACCAACAAUGUGGGCCUGUGAGCCCAAAUGAUUGUUAGCCUGUCAAGUCCAUUUCUUGCACAUGUGCUCUUUUUAUUAUGUUUGUUGCUUACAGAGACCUGUGAGUCUCAAUGUUAUUUUUUUAUAAAAUAAAUUUUCCCACAAUACUCACCCUUCCUCCAUGUUCUCGCGAGGCCUCCUUUCACUAUUCCCAAACGUCCUGUCAUAUAGAUAGUGUCGGCAAAUUCACAGAAUUGCAUGCAAAAUUAAUGCACGCAGUAUGUCCAUUCAUGUUCGAAUGAAAUUCGGUAAUUUUGUUUGGUUCUGAAUUUAAUUCAGAGAAUAAACUUCCAAUUCAAUUCUUGCCACGGCUGCAUCUUGCAGCAGUUUAGUAGAUUGCCCCCUAAUUCCCACAAAAAUGUUGUCACUCAAGGCCCCUUCCACCCAUGAGAGGUGGGGUGGGUUGGGGCCGGGGGUAAGAGACAGUAAUGCACCCACCUGCCGCUCUUGGGUGAGGGCCAGGGGUGUGAUGCAAUCGGUCCCCCCCAUUUUGUCAAUUAGGGCCACCACCCGCUGCUCAUGGGUGGAAGGAGACAAAAAGGUGCCACGCCCCCUUUUGUCACUUAGGGCCUCAGCCACCGCUUUAGGGUGGGGGGCGGUCGGGGACCCUAGAUCCCCAGAUUAGUUUAAUAAUCCACAGUUUAGUAGACAUACCUCUACUCACAGCAUAGCGAGUAGGACAAGAGGAAGAUUUUAAUCUCCCUUAUGUUAAUAUGGAGGUCAUAUGGGGAGGGGGGGUGAAGUGGCAGGGACCUAUGCUUCUAUUUUUACAUAUUAUAAAGAGGAAGCCGCGAGCCUGUAGCUCCCUCCUUGUAAUAAGCAAACAAACGAAAAUCUAAUUGAAAUUCGGUUUUCAUACAUUCUUUGUAAUUUCCUGUACACGUUUCGGACAAUAGUGAAUGUUCAAGUUUACAACUGGGCAAGUGCGGGAAUUUUACAGCACUAUCUAGUGUGGGCAUAUGACGUGUCCCACAGGACCUUCAUCUGAGAUGGCACUGCCUAGGACCAAGAUCUGGGCAUGAAAUAAAAAGUUAAAGAAAAAAAAAGGUAAAAUGCGACACCUAGGGGCAUUUGGGUGUGUCUACUGGGACAAUAAAAUGUAGUGGAGUCGGGUAAAAAAACAAAACAGGAAAAAAAAAAAACAAUGCGACCACGACAGUGCUGCUUUAAAUUAAGCAUACCAGGGUAGUGGUUCUGUCAAUCUAAAGUGGUAAAUCAAGAAUGAGUCCUUGUAUAAAACAAAAGCAACACAAUGUGAGUACAAAGUAAUGACCUCCCUCAUGUCUAAAUACAAGCCCACUAGCAAAAACAACAAUAAAAAGACCUUCAUAAUAAACACACCUCACCCAUGCUUUAUUGUGAAGAUGCCUACGGGAUCAAUGUUAAAAUUAAACUACAGAGCUAGUGACAAUUGAAGGCUGAUAAUUAGAGAGGGGGAUUCCAACUAAACUACAACACUAAAACAUAGACAGAGGCGACCAUCUUACCAUUGUUCUUUUUAGAAGUGUGACGGCUCACAUGAUCCCCAAUAUUAGUAAUAGGUAGUAUACAGAGAACAGACAAUUGGCAAUAAACCGUGAAAUAAGUCAAUAAAUUAUUACGUCUCCAAAAGCCUAAAUAUCCAUCCUUAGAGAAACAAAGUAACAGCUAAAUAACAGACAACAUUCUCAUUAAAUGGACCUGGCACAAUGAAUCAGCUGGUAUGAGGUGUCUGAAAGCCAAUAAUACUGAAUUACGUUGAGAAUACAGGCAAAGAGAAUGAGAAAGAAACACAUUUACUUUGGUUAGCAGGAGUAACACCCUGGUAAGCCUACUGCAACAUCCUAACUCCCUCUGCAGCUAGCUAGUAAAGAGACAGGAUAAAAGGAAGCAAUAAGCCAAAUUGCUACAUUACUAUAUGUGAAAAAUGUGAGAAACAAGUGACAAAACCGAGUAGGGAGUAAAAUAACAAACAGCCGAACGUGUGUUUCGGCAUAUUGAAAAUGGACUAAAACAAAGAACAGAUUCUAUAAAUUUGUCCAAAUACUGAAAGUCAACAGCAGCAAUUAAAGACUGACUUCUUAUCACUACAAUCACCAUCAAUCAGGAUGGUACAAUCACGACCAGCCUAUAUGGGAAACUAACCGCAACCAAUAUUCUCCUAAACUGGAGUCACCAUCCUCAUUCUCUUAAAAAGGGCAUUUCUGUUGGCCAGUACUUGAGACUGCAGCGCGAUUGUUCUUAAAUUGCAGACUCCAAGAGAGAAGACUAAAAAUGCACUGCAGUUUCAAGGAAAAUGGCUCUUCAAAAAGAUGUCUAAAGAGGGCAUAUAAGAGGGUGUUACCUACCCAAAUACCGACCCUCAUUCAGGAUCAGGUGGAAGAUACUUCAGACACCAAGUCACAUAUUAGGUGUAUAGGAAAUAUCUUACAUGGGUUGGUUUGCAGUCAAAUAUAUUCUUGAACGCUAUUGGCAGCUUUUGAGUCAAGAUGAACAUUUGAAGGAUGUUUUAACCCCACAAAUAUCUAUUACAGUUAGACAGUUGCAAUCUGCAAGACAUCCUUGUUCCAAGCUACUUCCAACUAAAAGCCCCACCAUUUAGCUGGCUUGGCACCAUGGUUUGCAACGUUGCUGUACAUAUCAGUGCAGGAAGUACAAAACUUGUAGGUAUAUACUAGAUAUUUGAAACCUUUUUUUCAACCAUUGAUCACUAACAGACAAUUAGUACAAGGUUUUUCUUUAAUUCCAACACAUCUAGAGUUGUAUACCUCCUAACCUGCAGCUAUGGGAUAAAAUAUAUGGUAUACCUCCUAACCUGCAGCUGUGGGAUAAAAUAUAUGGUAUACCUCCUAACCUGCAGCUGUGGGAUAAAAUAUAUGGUAUACCUCCUAACCUGCAGCUAUGGGAUAAAAUAUAUGGUAUACCUCCUAACCUGCAGCUAUGGGAUAAAAUAUAUGGUAUACCUCCUAACCUGCAGCUAUGGGAUAAAAUAUAUGGUAUACCUCCUAACCUGCAGCUGUGGGAUAAAAUAUAUGGUAUACCUCCUAACCUGCAGCUAUGGGAUAAAAUAUAUGGUAUACCUCCUAACCUGCAGCUGUGGGAUAAAAUAUAUGGCAUACCUCCUAACCUGCAGAUAUGGGAUAAAAUAUAUGGUAUAUACCUCCUAACCUGCAGCUGUGGGAUGAAAUAUAUGGUAUACCUCCUAACCUGCAGCUAUGGGAUGAAAUAUAUGGUAUACCUCCUAACCUGCAGCUAUGGUAUGAAAUAUAUGGUAUACCUCCUAACCUGCAGAUAUGGGAUGAAAUAUAUGGUAUAUACCUCCUAACCUGCAGCUAUGGUAUGAAAUAUAUACCUCCUAACCUGCAGCUAUGGUAUGAAAUAUAUACCUCCUAACCUGCAGAUAUGGGAUGAAAUAUAUGGUAUACCUCCUAACCUGCAGCUAUGGUAUGAAAUAUAUGGUAUAUACCUCCUAACCUGCAGCUAUGGUAUGAAAUAUAUGGUAUAUACCUCCUAACCUUCAGCUGUGGGAUAAAAUAUGGUAUACCUCCUAACCUGCAGAUAUGGGAUGAUAUAUAUGGUAUAUACCUCUUAACCUGCAGAUAUGGGAUGAAAUAUAUGGUAUACCUCCUAACCUGCAGAUAUGGGAUGAAAUAUAUGGUAUACCUCCUAACCUGCAGAUAUGGGAUGAUAUAUAUGGUAUAUACCUCCUAACCUGCAGAUAUGGGAUGAAAUAUAUGGUAUAUACCUCCUAACCUGCAGCUAUGGGAUGAAAUAUAUGGGGCAGACAUUUUGCCCUUUCAAAAUAAAAAUCCUGGAACAUAUGGAUACGGUCAGUGGGGUUAGACCUUAAAACACACCUUUUGCUAGACACCUGAAGUCACAGCUCAGGGGUUUAUCGGAUGGAAUAUGGUUCUCUGGUAUUGAAUUGAUCAAAAUGGGACAAAGCCUGAUAGUUGGGUGGUCUAGGAUUGUCUCCUGAUUGGCCUACCUAGAGAUGGAUUUCCUGCAAUCAUCUCCAGAGUAAAAUUUCAAUAUGGAAAUAUCCAAGAUAGGUUUAUGGCACUAUGACACAAAGGGUAAAUGAAUUUUAAAAAAAUGGAAAUUUUUUUAAAAUCAUGCUUUGUGGUGCUUAUUGUCUCAAUAUUACUGACACGCUGGGACUUUAUUUAGCAUGCUGCAAUAAAAGUGAAUUUUUAAUUUGGACUUGACUGCUAGCACAUCAUCUACAGCAAUCUUGAUAGGGAUUGUACUCACGUCUCCGGCUGCAGCACCAAUAGGUUUAUUCACUAAAUGUGAAUUGUUGAGAUACAAAAUAGGCAAACUAAAAACCAUAACUGACUUGCAGGUUCUUUUAUGGUUUGGCUAGAAUUUGAAAUUCACCUUUUUUGGUGAUAUUUACAAUGUUUUAUUUUUUUUAACAGAUAAAGAUGAUAUUGUCAGAUAUGGGGGAAUGGGGCUAGUCCUACUGCUCUUCCUGGUGUUUGGAAUUAUAUAUGCACACAAAAAACACAAGUAAGUAAAUGUUUUAUGCCAAUGUGUGAUGUACAUAUCGGUCAGAGAUAUAUGGGUAUCCAGUAAACAGGGAAAAUGCCCUGGUGACAGGAAAAAUGUUAAGUUCUAUUUCCAACCCAGGUAUUUUAGCCUAGAAUUUAGAAUACUUUGGUCAAUACACCUAAGGCUAUCUGUAGACUACAAGGUUGCAAGGCAUUCUAAAGCUACACUUAUCCUGUCCCGUCCCUCCUUUCUGACUUCUUGCCUGUAUUUAGAGUUACUUUCUGUCUCCUAAAAUUCCUACUAAUAACAGAAUGCCACGUUAUUUAAAGGUACAAUAUAGUCAACAUAUAAAAGCAAGAAAGACAGGUCCCCUAGCCUUCUUUCUUGCUUUUAUAUUAGUUUGCCAUAAAAAUAACUAAAUAAAAAUUCGAUCCCUUUUUUUAUUAAAACUUACCUCCAUACCAGCGCCGAGCUCCUCAUCAGGCACCGCCCCCUUUUUCAUCAAAAUGAUGAAAUAGCAGGGCCCAAUCGCUCUGUGGUGCGCAUGCACGGCUUCACGCUGCACCAGUCAGGAUGAACAAUUAUGAAUGAACUGAGCACUCUACCGCGCAUGUGAGCGGUAUGUGCGUUCACGAGCUGACUGACAGCUCAGCUCGCCAUCUAUGCACGCCCACCUCCUAGGGCAACCCUCCCAAGCCAAAGGUUUGUAUGAAAACACUAUAUAGAGAGAUAUCUCUAUAUAUAGUGUUUGUAUACAAACACAUUUUAAAUAAAAAUUGUUAAACAUAUACACACACACUAUAUCGCUCUCUCUCACUCACACUCAAUUCUUAAAAUAAGUUUACUUAUGGUUUGAGGUCUGUAGAUCCUCCUGCUCGGCCUUCUGCCCGUCAGCCCGAGCCCACGCUGUGCAGGACAUCGUUAUCUCACACACGGUCGGCGCUGAUUGCUGACAGGCACAGGAGGCGCGUUUACAGUGCCUCCUGUCUCCAGAUAUCACGUUUGAUGCAGUUACCCAAGCGUGAAGACGUCAAACGUGAUGAAUGCAAGUUAGGCAGCCCUGAACUCGGAAGUCCCUCUGGUGGCCGUCUGAGUGACUGCCACUGGAGGUGUUCCUAGCAUCCAAUGUAAACACUGUAUUUUCUCAGAAAAUGCAGUGUUUACAUGGGAAAGGCUGCAGGGAGCUAUAGUUCUCACCUGAACAACCUCAUUAAGCUGAAGCUGUUCAGGUGACUAUAGUGUUCCUUUAAAAUAGGAAAAAUUUAGGAAAACCGAAUACAAUCUAGAAGCAGUCCAAAUGUGAUCUGAACAGGUUACAUUUCUACUUUCCUGCAGGAGCUAUAUAUAUUUUCAUUAUAUAAAAAAAUAUUUUGCUGUCAUGUAGACAGGUUCAAUUGAAAGGGUAUUUCGACAUUAUAAAACCUUUUGCUAUUUUCAAAGAUGUUUCUAUUGUACGUUUACUGUAA